CAGAGAAGUCACGGGGCGCACGUGAGUCCAACUCCCACAGACAAUGUCCUCCGACGUCCUGUUCCCUGUCAACGCGUCCAGCAGUCACCAUGACAACAACUGGAGCUACCCGGCAGUCAACAACGUCCCCCAACCGCCCACACAUCUUCUGACCAUCUGCACCUUCCUCUACGUCAUAAUCUUCCUGUUCGGCCUGAUGGGUAACAUGGCGGUCAUCCUGGUGGUGCUGCAGUGCCGUUCAAUGCGCACCUCCAUUAACCUACUGUUUCUGAACCUAUGCCUGGCUGACCUCUUCGGUCUGGUCAUCACUGGACCCACCGUGGUUGUGGACAUGUUUGCCCGGGAGGUCUGGUACCUGGGACCCUUCAUGUACACACCUGUGAUGCGCUGUGACACCUCCAUCACUCUAGUAUGGCACAAGGUGUACCUAGUGGUCAGCACCAUGCUCUUCUUCAUCCUUCCCUUGGUGGUCAUCUUUUUGCUCUACACCAAGGUGUAUAGGAAGCUCCUGCUUCUGUUCCGGCGGGAGCAGGCCCGACAACUGGGCUACCCACGUGAGAUCGUCCGCCUCAAGAGACAGAUGAGACAGAUCAUUAUCGCUGUCGUCCUUGUCUUCUUCAUCUGUCACACACCCUACAGGAAGUUCCGUCGCGCUCUGCUGUGGCUGUGCUGUGACCGGAGACGUCGUAGUGCCCGGCUGGAUGAUUGGAAGGACCUGGUCAACAACAGACAUCCCAUCAGAGCACCGGCGGCCGCCUCUUCGACAUCGACAACAACAUCCGCGACAAGGACCGCGAGGACGCAGAGCUCUCUGACAGGCUCAACAACCACUUCCAGAGGAACGAUUUUUUAGUUCUGUACAAGAACUUGCUCCUGGAGUGACUAGCACCAAGGUCUAGGACCGGCGACCCGGCUUGCCGGCCGGCCUCCGUCUGACCGGUCAAUAGUGCAGCCGGCAGUUUCUCGUCCGGUCUCAAGACUUUGGCUCUCAAGACCAUUGUGACUUGUUCUGACUGGGGUUAGCAAACUACUCUACUUGCAGUCCAAAUAUUCUGACUUUAUUUCGUCCACUAAGACGUUAAAACUCAACACAUCAGCUUCAUGGUGCUUUGUGGUGCUCACAAAUUGACUUGCCGACCAGCAUCUUUCCGAUCAUCGCCUACAGAGAUGCCGGGUUUUCCCUUUUCACCAUAUUUGCCUCGGUUUACUGCACUGUGUGUACGUGGGUAUGUGCAGACAUGCGUAAACUGUAUGCUUUGUGUUGUUUUCAGGUUACAGACUAAGGAGUAACAAACCUUGAUCCAGUGUAUGUGUGAAAAAGUGCCGGCGAUAGACAUGCGCAGACUGUCUCCCGAUGUGCAUGUUUCGCGUGUCGAGUCCAAUAAUCAAGUCUCAAAUCCUCAUGCCAUUACAAAGUGCUACUUAUUUUUAAAGUCAUCAAAGUGAACACCAUACAAAACACUGAAGUGUUAUGCUUCAAAAAAAAAAAAAGUAUUUUAGAUCAGAUUCUGAGGACAUUACUAUUUGUACCAUGCGUUGGUGUUCUGGAGAGGGCAGUUUCUGGUGACAAGAUGCCAUGUACACGCAGGUGUGCACAAUCAUCAGCAGUACCAUGGAGAGAGAUACACGCAAUGUACGUGUAUGUAUGAUCUGUGUAAGUGAUACCUAAAGAAA
Aplysia californica (California sea hare) is the source of this 1674-nucleotide messenger RNA. Its product is annotated as trissin receptor. Gene Ontology annotation, cellular component: plasma membrane. The record is from RefSeq and is a predicted model, not a curated record. Lineage: Eukaryota; Metazoa; Mollusca; Gastropoda; Aplysiida; Aplysiidae. Gene Ontology annotation, molecular function: G protein-coupled receptor activity. Gene Ontology annotation, biological process: G protein-coupled receptor signaling pathway.